Sphaerodactylus townsendi is the source of this 1813-nucleotide messenger RNA. It is a transcript of the gene PAOX, whose product is annotated as polyamine oxidase. Gene Ontology annotation, molecular function: polyamine oxidase activity. The transcript has 7 exons. The record is from RefSeq and is a predicted model, not a curated record. The coding region runs from base 38 to 1600 and encodes 520 amino acids. NCBI's taxonomy places the organism in Eukaryota, Metazoa, Chordata, Lepidosauria, Squamata, Sphaerodactylidae.
GGCGCGGGGCCGGCCGGGUCGAGCGGGGCCCGGAGCGAUGGAGGCGGCGGCGGCGGCGGCGGCGGCGGCGGGGUCGAGAGGCGGCGGGGGUCCGCGGGUGGUGGUGGUGGGCGCGGGGCUGGCCGGGCUGGGGGCUGCGCGGCGCCUCCUGCCGCUGACCCGGCCGGGCUUGGCGGAGCUGCGCGUCUUGGAGGCCUCGGGCCGAGCGGGGGGCCGCGUCCGCUCCGCCAGGCUGGGAAACAAGGUGGUUGAGAUGGGUGCCCACUGGAUCCACGGGCCCUCCCCGGAGAACCCCGUCUUCUGCUUGGCCAGGGAGUACGGACUGCUAGAAGAGAGCGCCAUGUCAGAGGAGAACCAGCAGGUGGAAAUGGGGGGGCAUCUGCUGCUGCCGUCUGUCUGCUACUCCAGCCAGGGCCGGGAGCUCAGCCCGGGCCUGGCAGACUCCAUGAGAGUCCUCUAUUUUACCCUCUUGGAAGAAACACGCGGGUUCCUGGGUGCAGCCGAAGUGCCGGUGCCCAGCGUGGGCGAGUAUCUCAAAGAGGCGAUCGCUCAGCAGGUGAAGGAGUGGCCGGAGGACGAGGAGACGAAGCGCCUGAAGCUGGCCUUCCUCAGCAUGUGCCUGAAGGUGGAAACCUGUGUGAGUGGGACGCACAGCAUGGACCUGGUGGCGCUGGGCCCUUUCGGGGAGUACGCCACGCUCCCCGGCCUGGACUGCACCUUCCCCAGCGGCUACGAAGGCCUCUCAGACCGCCUGGCGGCCUCUCUGCCCAAGGACGUCGUGCUGUUCAAUAGAGUGGUGACCACAGUUCGUUGGGGGGGCUCCUACGUGGAGGUCGGCACAGGUCGGGUCUUCCCGGUGCGAGUAGAGUGCGAGAGCCGCGAGGCCUUCUUGGCGGAUCACGUUAUCAUCACCGUCCCUUUAGGUUUCCUCAAGGAACAUCACGAGACCCUUUUCUGUCCUCCACUCCCACCCCAGAAGGUGGCGGCCAUCAGACACCUGGGCUUUGGGACCAACAACAAAAUCUUCCUGGAAUUUGAAAAGCCCUUCUGGGAGCCAGCCUGCCAAGUCAUCGAGGUGGUGUGGGAAGGAGAAUCGCCUCUGGCCAAGGGCCCCACUGACUUGCCAUCCGCCUGGUUCCAAAAGAUCGGGGCCUUCAUUGUUCUCCACCCACCAGAGAGGUAUGGGCACGUCCUCUGUGGCUUCAUUGCUGGGGAAGAAGCUGAAUUCAUGGAAACCCUUACAGAUGCAGAGGUUCUCACAGCCCUAACACAAAUGCUUCAGCGAAUAACAGGAAAUCCACAACUGGCUCCUCCGAAGAAGAUGCUGAGGUCCAGGUGGCACAGCGAACCCCUCACCAGAGGCUCCUACAGUUACGUGGCCGUUGGCAGCUCUGGCGACGACAUCGAUGUGCUCGCCCGGCCACUUCCCGAGGAAGCAUCAGAUCCCACGCCACCCCAGGUUCUUUUCGCCGGAGAAGCCACGCACCGCACUUUCUAUUCUACUACUCACGGUGCCUUAUUGUCUGGCUGGAGAGAAGCGGAUCGUCUCAUCCGUCUUUACGAAAGCUCUGAAUCCCAGCAGUGCUCUUCUAGGCUGUGAGCUGUGUGGCUGGCAGCAGAGCUGUUCCUCUGCCCAUGGUAGCAGAGAGAGGUGGCACGUCGGAGCAGGGGCCGCUCUGCAAUCUUGUGACCAGUCUGCUGGGUGGACUGUCUUCUUGAGCCCAUUGCCGGGUAUACUAAUGCCAAAGGGCUUCUAAUGCUUUCUCUGUGUGCAACAGAUAAGCCUUCAGAAUAAAUAAUAGCUCUCUGACAA